Molecule: messenger RNA, 1668 nt
Organism: Cydia pomonella (codling moth)
Lineage: Eukaryota; Metazoa; Arthropoda; Insecta; Lepidoptera; Tortricidae
Exons: 1
Coding region: 832-1629 (265 amino acids)
Source: RefSeq, a predicted model, not a curated record
CAUUGUUUUUAUUUUGAUGUAGGUGUAUACAGGUAAUUUCGGUAAUCGCUAAAAUCGUUUCAAAAUCAUUCAUAUUCUUUUGUAAUAAGAUUCCUGGGGGCCUACCGCGAAAACCGAAAUUCUUAAAUUGCGGGGAUCUUUCUCUUUUACACUCACUAAGACGUAGACUGACAGAGAUAAAUGUCUGCAAUUGACGAACUUCGAUUUCGCGGUUAUAGCCCGCUUCGGAAUUACCAGAAUACACAAAUAUAUUUAUAGAGCAUAUUUCAAGCCAAGAUUGGUUUUAUACUAAUAGAAGGGAGGGUUCAUAAUCACAAGUUUCGAUUUUACUAUUUGCGGCAUCACCCAAUAUUCUCAAGUAUAUGACAGCUGUGGAACGGAACGUACGACCGCCAUUUUGAAACGCAUGCGCGCUGGCCCCGGCUACGCCAUGUUGCAUAGUUUAGUGGUGUCCUGUUACGAAGUCAAUUAAUAGCGAAGUUUAUUUCUGAAACGAAUACCAGAUAAAGUAGAACAGGUGGAUGAUUUAACCUCAGGAAAAUGUUUUUGCGACUUCGUGAAAUUAGAUAACCAGAUGUGAGACAACAAAAUCAGAAAAUAACCUAUCGCGCAAGAUGGAACACGGAUAUCCAAAGUAUUAACAGACAGAAAAUAACUUUCUGUAAAUAACUAGUGCAUCACUACAACUGUCAGCUGUAAAUCGUGUAAAUGUCAAAUUUGACAGUUUUCUUUGUGCACGUGUUUAUGUUUAACUUCAACGCUGUAUUGUUUCUGUGAAAUAACUGGAAAUAUCCGAUGAAUUACGUAGGAACAAUCCUAUAAUAAAUAGAAAUGGUAAUUCACGAAGAAAGUGAGUGUCCAGUUGAAAUUGCGGUUAUAAGGAAACCCGAAAUCCUGGAGCCGAAAAAAUAUCUCAUGGUCAACAACCACAUCCGAGAACUCAUCAACAAAGAGGACAGCCCAUCAGAUACCUCCUCUAGCGACCAACUAUUAGAAGAAGAAGGAAAUGAAGAAAGUAAAAAGCGCGCCAGAACGUCCUCAAAGAAAUUGAAGAAAAGAAAAACUGAGUCUGAAAAUAACUCAAAAGUUAACGAAAUUAGUGAAAGUGAUUUAUCAGAACUUCGAACUGUUUACCAAAACUGUUUGGCCGUUAUUAAUAAAAUUGAGGUUAAGUAUGGGCAUCUACUGAAUCUUGAUACACCAGGCCAUAGAUUGCAAUAUGGAUAUAAUUGUGAUGGAGGUCAGCGAUACAAUGAAUGCCACUGCACAAAGAAUAAAAAGAUUGUGUUUGAUGAUGACGGUCAACAACAUACACAGGAAAUCGAUGGCCACAUUUGUCCUUCGAUGCCUAAAAAGUAUGCAAAACCAGUGGAAUGUAGUGUAACUACGGAUAAUGAAGAUUACAACUUAUCCUUACCAGAUGACUUGCCCAGCUUAGCAAAGUUGCUUCAGGACCCAGAGUUAAAUCAGCGGAAUAAAGUUAUAGACAAAAUAAAGAGAAUUAAACAAGAUCAUUUGAAUGAGCUCAGAUUUAACCGGCCAGCUAUAAUACAAGCUAUCAAACGAGAUCCGGAUGAGGUGCUAGGGUUUAUGGGGGUUAAUUUUGUGUCCUUGCCUGGAUAUAUAUAACAUUAUUGUUUUCUAUAAUAAUUAUACUAAAUGAUUUUA